Molecule: messenger RNA, 3663 nt
Organism: Rubroshorea leprosula
Lineage: Eukaryota; Viridiplantae; Streptophyta; Magnoliopsida; Malvales; Dipterocarpaceae
Source: the annotation of a GenBank genome assembly
GGAUGGUUCAUUACAGGCAAAAAUUUUGCUUCAUCGGGGGAAACUCGGCGGUGGGCACGGCAAACAUUUGCUUCAUCGGGGGGAAGCAUCUGCGGCUGGGAAGUUUCAUCACCGGAAACUUUUCGAUCGGAAAUCUACAGGAAGUUUCAUAACCGGCUUAUUUUUGCUUCAUCUGGAGAAACAUCGGCUGCAGGCACGGAGCAAAAUUUACUUUUAUCGAGGGGAAAAUCUUCGGGGAGUUUCACUUCAUCUGCGGUUAGGGAGUUGCAUUACCGGCAAAAGUCUUCAUUAUCGGGGAGAAACAUCUGCGACGGACACGGAGCUUUAUCGUGGAGAAACAUCUGCGGUGGGUAGUUUCAUCACCGUGAAAUGUUUUCUUCAUCCGGGGAAACAUCUGCGGGGAGUUUCAUUACGUAAAAAUUUUUGCUUCAUCAAAAAAAUCUUCUCUGUGAGAAAAUUCUGUAGCCAUUUCAUCUGCGGCGGGGAGUUUUAUCGGGAAAAAGUUUGCUCAAUCGCACUUCUCUCACUAACCGCUUGUGAUCAUGGAGAAAGACCACGGCCAGCUUCAGAAACUUCGCGGCGUUGAUGAGGUGGCUUCUUGUCCGGAUACAAACCUGGACGGUAAUAUCCAUAACGGCGCUGAAGACAUUGUCUGUGGGCAGGAUCUGACCAGACCGCACGUUUCAAUCACCGUCCGGCCAGAAAAUGGUGGUUUCAGAAUUAGUAAAGCGACUCUCACUAACCUUGCAGUGGAGAAAGACAUCGUGAAACUUCAGAAUCUCGGUGGCGUGUAUGACAUUGCUUCUUGUCUGGAAACCAACCUGGACGGUGGGAUCGAUGGCAGUGCUGAGGACAUUGCCCGCAGACAGGAGGCCUUUGGUUCGAACACCUAUAAGAAACAACCGCACAAAAGAUUUUCCUUCUACGUGGCAGAAGCUUUAAAAGAUUACAUUGUCAUAACUCUUCUUGGCUGUGCAGCCAUUUCCCUUGGUCUUGGCAUCAAGGAUCAAGGCCUCAAAGACGGCUGGUACAGCAGCGGAAUCAUUUUCAUUGCCGUUUUUCUGCAGGUUGCCUUCUCUGCCAUCAGCAACUACUGGCAGAACACAGAAUUGGAGAAUUUUUCUGGAGUCAGCAACAAAAUCCAAAUUGAUGUCAUAAGGAGUGGUCAACGGCAGCAGAUUUCGACUUUUAAUAUAACUGUUGGAGAUGUUGUUUGCCUGAAGCCGGGGGACCAUGUUCCAGCAGAUGGGUUGUUCCUAGACGGACAUCCUCUGCAAGUAAAUAAAUCGAGCAUGGCCGGAGACAGCAACAAUGUUGAGGUGAAUUUGAGGCAAAACCCCUUCUUAGUUUCCAGUGCCAAGGUUAUCGACGGGUACGCUCAAAUGCUUGUUACAUCGGUCGGAAUGAACACCGCAUACGAUCAAAUGGUAAGUCCGAUCCUCAUAAGUGCACGUAACAUUUUGCUCAAAUUCCUGAAUGAGGAUACACCACUGCAAACGGCGGUGAGGAAGCUAGCAUUGUCAAUAUAUCAGGUUAGCAAUUUGGUUCUUGUGGUGUUGUUAGUUGUUACUCACUUCACCAAAAAUACCGUCGACAAAGAUGGCAAAAUAGAAUCCAACGGUAGCAAGACCAAGGGCGAUGGUGCAGCGAUUGCUGUGAAGGGGUUCGUUGCUGCUACCGCUAUUAUCAUCAGCGCUGCCCUUCCAGAAAACCUUUUGUUGGUAGUUAAGCAGACUCUAACUUUUGCAAGGAAGAGAAUGAUGGCAGAUAAGGUGAUGGUUCGGAAGCUCUCCGCGUGCGAGGCCAUCCGCUGCAUCACCACCGUUUGCACCAACAAAACGGGCACUCUCACACUUAACCAGAUGAAGGUGAAGAAGUUUUGGCUUGGCCAGGAGCCCAUGGAUGAAGCUGGUUUUUCUUCUUCAGAUCCUCCGUAUGUUGUUCAGUUGAUCCAACAAGGAGUUGCCCUGAACACAAGGGAAGGUGCUUACAAAUGUUCUAGAGGAUUGGGAUCCGAAAUCUUCGGUUGUCCAACUGAAAAGGCAAUCCUUUCUUGGGCUGAAAAGAAGUUAGUUAUGGAGGAAUUGAAGCAGAAUUGUUCAAUCCUUUUUGUUGAAACUUUCAAUUCUGAAAAGAAACGGAGUGGAGUUCUGAUUAAGAGGAAAGAUGAUAACACAGACACACUUCAUGUUCACUGGAAAGGAGCAGCAGAGAUGAUUCUAGCAAUGUGCUCCAGUUACUAUGAUGCUUCAGGAAUUAUGCAAGAUUUGAAUGAAGAAGAAAAAAUGAAUUUUAAGCAAAUUAUUGAGGAAAUGGCUGCCAGUGGUCUCCGCUGUGUCGCUUUUGCCCACAAACAAGUUUCACAAGAAGAGGGAGAAGAUCUAAAAGAGAAGAAAAAGCUCAAAGAAGAAAACUUGACCCUGUUAGGACUUGCAGGCAUUGAGGACCCACGCCGGCCAGAGGUGAAGCAAGCCGUGGUACAAUGCCAGCGUGCCGGUAUAAAGAUCAAGAUGAUCACCGGUGACAAUGUCUCCACUGCAAGAGCCAUAGCUAUUGAAUGUGGGAUUCUCCGAUCUGUUGAGGACAGCGAAGGAGCAGUCGUGGAAGGUGAGGUAUUCAGGAAUUAUACACAUGAGCAGAGGAUGGAGAAAGUUGACAAUAUCUGCGUUAUGGCACGAUCAUCUUCCUUCGCCAACUUUCUUAUGGUGAAGUGCUUGGAACUGAGAGGAGAAGUGGUUGCAGUCAACGGCAUAAAGGAUUCUGAUCAGGCGUUUAAAGAAGCCCAUGUUGGGUUCUCUUCGGGGACUCAAGGGACAGAAGUCGCCAAGGAAAGCUCUGACAUCGUCAUCUUGGAUGAUAACUUCGUAACCGUGGUCAAGGCUUUAAUGUGGGGAAGAUGUGUUUAUACCAACAUCCAGAAAUCCAUUCAGUUCCUACUCACUAUAACAAUAGCUUCUCUAGUUAUCAACCUCGUGGCAACUAUUUCUAACGGAACAGUUCCGUUAGCAGCUGCUCAGCUGUGCUGGACGAAUUUGAUAACGGGGAUUUUGGGUUCUCUGGCUCUAGAUACCGAGCAACCCACCAGCGAGCUAAUGGAGAAGCCCCCCGUUCGCCAGAUGGAGCGACUUAUUACCAACAUCAUGUGGAGGAACCUCAUAACUCAAUCUCUUUAUCAGAUUGGAGUCCUCCUAAUGCUGCACUUUAGUGGAGAAUCAUUAUUUGGAGUAACAGAGGCUGUGAAGAACACCUUGAUCUUCAAUACUUUCGUCCUUUGCCAAGUUUUCAAUGUUUUCAAUGCGAGGAAGCUUGAGAAGAGGAAUGUAUUGAAGGACGUUCAUAAGAACUGGAAGUUUCUUGGGAUUGUUGGGAUUAUGAUUCUUCUCCAGGUGGUCAUGGUGGAGUUUCUAAUGCAGUUUGCCAAUACGGAGAAGUUGAAUUGGGUACGCUGGGGGGCUUGUGUAGCCAUUGCUGCCAUCUCUUGGCCUGUUAGCUGGAUUGCCAAGUGCAUACGGGUGCCAGAACUCUGAUUUUAUCUAAUCUCUAGCUGAAGAAAAGUAGUACCUCUAAAUAACCGUUGUAUGAUAUGUCUCCUAUAAUAUAUAUAUUGCUUACCGUAACUUUUUCUUUUGAUGGAGCUAGCUGUAAUAUAAUCUUAGUCAUGCA